Molecule: messenger RNA, 1041 nt
Organism: Stegastes partitus (bicolor damselfish)
Lineage: Eukaryota; Metazoa; Chordata; Actinopteri; Pomacentridae
Product: excitatory amino acid transporter 3-like
Exons: 9
Coding region: 1-1041 (346 amino acids)
Cellular component (GO): plasma membrane
Molecular function (GO): L-glutamate transmembrane transporter activity; neutral L-amino acid transmembrane transporter activity; glutamate:sodium symporter activity
Source: RefSeq, a predicted model, not a curated record
AUGUCAGACACUGUUCGCUCAAGGAUCACUUUAGGCUCGCUUUUGAAUCGGCACGCCACGGUUACAAGAUUGGCGAAAGACCUCAUUGCCAUUCCAGCACAACUUCUGAUGCAAAUGCUGCAGGUCGUCUCCAUUCCCAUCACUGUGACAAGCAUGAUAAUCGGUGUUAAUGGUUUUCGGUUGAACUCCAUUCCAAAAAUAGCUGCACGUGGAGUCGUCUACUUUGCCGUGACAACCCUUCUGGCUGUGGCUACAGGGAUGACGCUGGUGCUGCUGAUCAAGCCGGGGCUGGAUGGAAACAGUGGGACAAGUGAGGACGACACUGUGUUGGCCUCCUACACCGCCCAAGCCUUGAUCGAUGUGAUACGCUGGCGUCUUCAUCAAAAACUGGGGGACGGGGGGGAGGGGAAGCUCCUCCUACGUGUGGCUGUCGCCGUCAACAGCGUUAUGGGGGAGGCGUUGACCUGGAUCCAAUGCUACUUGCCAGUGGGGAUCCUGUUCAUGAUCACAGGAAACCUCGUGGAGGUUUACGACUGGGAGACAGUCUCCAAACUGGGAGGCUUCAUAGCUGUGGUCAUCACUGGGCUCGCAAUCCAUGGAGGGAUUGUUCUACCGGGCCUCUAUUUCCUCAUGACAAGACGAAGCCCCUGGCCCGUCAUUAAGGGGGCUUUUCAUGCGCUGCUGACUUCCCUGUGCAUCUCAUCAAGCUCCGGCACGAUGCCCAUCACGAUGCAAUGCUGCAGAACCAGAAUGAACAUUGAUGACAGGAUCACCCGCUUCAUGAUGCCCAUUGGCACCAGCGGCAACAUGGAUGGAACGGCCCUGUAUGAGACUGUGGCAGCAGUGUUCAUCGCCAACCUCAAUGGCACCUACCUGGACUUCGCCCAGCUGUUAACCAUCGUAGUGAUGGCAGGAAUUUGCAGCCUCACAGCAGAAGCGCUCCCAGCGACCGGAGCUGUAUCGACUCUGUUCGUGCUGAAUUCAGUCGGCCUGCCUGUGAAGCAAGCGUCCAUCCUGCUGGCUGUUGAGUGGCUGCUGUGA